Molecule: messenger RNA, 975 nt
Organism: Diabrotica balteata
Lineage: Eukaryota; Metazoa; Arthropoda; Insecta; Coleoptera; Chrysomelidae
Source: the annotation of a GenBank genome assembly
AGACACUACAAAAUAAUAAUUUGGUCUUUGAUAUCAGUAAAUUUUAUUACAAACUUUACCAUGAAGUGUAAUUGUGAUAAAAAAAUAUCAUCAAAAAAUGAUGAAAAUGAUGGAAAUAUGUUCCAGAAUAGAAUUAUUUAUUCGUUGCCGGUACACAUAGGCAUGUGGGAUGAAGAAAUGGCAUUAAGGGAUGAGAAAAUGCGAAUAACUGCUUACAAAAGAGAUAAUUGUCAAUUAUUAAUUCAAAAAACAAAAAAGAUGUUUCGAAAUGUAUUAAAAGCGACAGUAUUGGCUAUUGAGUCGCCUUUUGUGUUAUAUGGACAAAAUUAUCAAUUGCGAGCUUGUGAUGUCAUUACCAAAGACUCAUCCGGUUUAUAUUUAUCAGGGGUAAUCAACGAGCGAGACAUAGAUUAUGUACAACACUUCAAACAUGGAUGCGGGUUAUCUGCUUCUCAUCAAAAACAGCCUUGCAUCCGAAAUACGUUUAAGAUCAUGGGAACAAAAUCAAAUAAAGAAGGUCAGCAAGUGGUUUACGGUCAAGAUGUCUUUAUUCAAAUUUGUGAGAGUUCUGGUCCACCUCUUUAUUUACAAUGUGAAAAUUUCACAGUGGAUACCUUUGGUCGACAUCUCUCAGUAAGAUUAUCGGAAUGUCCAGAUAUUUAUUGCAGGUUUAAAUUUUAUCACUGGAAUCCUCAACAGCGAAAUAAAACAGUUGGUACAACUUUUAAACCUGACACAAGGGUUAUAAUACAACAUACUGCAUCAGGAAGGAAUCUGUCUGUAGAACCUAAUCAAAUGAUGCCUACAUUUUAUGGGCCAGAAAUGCAGGUUAGCUGUCACACUUAUAGAGACUCACAUAAAAUGGAAACAGCUGAAAAUUUUUGGAGAAUCGUAACACGACCAAUAUCGGAUGCUGCUCUUUUGGUACGUGCAGCAAAGGGAGAAAAUAUUCCAAUGGAACUAUUUGAUUAAAAC